Molecule: messenger RNA, 1228 nt
Organism: Hypomesus transpacificus
Lineage: Eukaryota; Metazoa; Chordata; Actinopteri; Osmeriformes; Osmeridae
Product: transcription termination factor 1, mitochondrial
Exons: 2
Coding region: 130-1089 (319 amino acids)
Biological process (GO): regulation of DNA-templated transcription; termination of mitochondrial transcription
Cellular component (GO): mitochondrial matrix
Molecular function (GO): double-stranded DNA binding
Source: RefSeq, a predicted model, not a curated record
GGUGAAGGAUACGUAACUUACAACGGUGAGUCGCCGAACAGACAGCUUUGCACCAACGCAGCCAGUGGCACUGAGGCUAAACCUGCUUCAGAUCCGGAGAACGAGUCCUUGCUGGAAAGCUUAACCUUCAUGGGUGUGGACGUUAAGAUGGUUCGCGAGCGCCAGCCUGGUGUGCUACGCAAAGUCGUCACCAACGAACAGGGCCUGGCGAAAUUCCUCAAGAGCAAAGGCUCCAGUGACGAAGUCAUCGCCGGCAUCAUCUCCCGCUUCCCUCGCGCCAUCACACGCUCCGGCGACCACCUCGAGCAGCGCUGGGAACUGUGGAGAAGUGUCUUCCAGAGUGACGUCGAAAUCAUCAGCAUCCUCGACCGCUCCCCGGAAUCCUUCUUCCGCUCGAGCGACAACGACAACCUGGGGAAGAACAUCCAGUUCCUAAGCUCGCUUGGCCUCACCUCCAAGCACCUGCAUCGCCUGCUCACCUCGGCGCCGCGGACGUUCUCCAACAGCGUGGCGCUCAACAUGCAGAUGGUCGAGUUUCUUGGCGACGUGUGCGAAGAGCUGGGCGGGGACGACCCGAGGAAGUUCGCCAAAACUGUGAUUUGCCGCAACCUGUACGUUCUAAUCCGCAGCACUAGGAGAGUCCAUGCAAACGUCGAGAUGUUGAAAUCCUUGCUUGAGCUGAGUGAUUCAGAACUGCUCGAUUUCCUGCAAGGAUCCGGGGCUCAAAUCCUCGACCUGUCCAACGAGUAUCUGAGAAACAACUUCAUAAACCUUCAGCAGAAGCUGUUGUCUCGUGGCUGUCGCGAGGACCAGUUUAAAAGAAUGAUUGUUAGUCAACCAUCUAUGUUGUACAUUGCCCCUGAGAAUUUGAUAUCCAAAAUAGACUGUCUUUUAAAAGUAGGAAUCAGUUUAAAGCAGAUAUUGGAGAAACCCAGAGUUCUGGAGUUCAGUAAACAGAACAUUACGGAGCGACUGGAGGAGUUGCACGAGAUUGAAUACGACUUUGAAAAGAGCGGCAUUGGUGUCUUGGACUGCAGCAGAAAACGUUUUGAUGCAAAGUUACAGAGACUUGCUUCGGCACAUAAAUAACGACCUGGCCUAACCUUAUUGUUUUUGCACUGUGAUAACUCUCACUUAAACACCAUAUAAAUAUUCACCAAAAAGAUAUGAUGUGAUGAACAAUUCUGAUUGACAAUGUUUCAAAUCAGUAAAGUAUAUUUGUCCUGUG